AUGUCUGCCAUUUACUACAUGGUAGCCAGGUGGCAAUUUAUCGAUGAUUGUUGCCAGGCCGGUGAUUUAAAUCCUACUAUUUUUUACAGUGUGGGCACAAACUCCCGCAACUCGCGAGAUUCAGACCCAAUCCGUAACACUCCUUUCCUUUUUCCCCUCCAACACCUCAAUCAACGCUUUGUUCAACCCACGCUCUCCUUUCCUGCUUUAUUGCUCUGA
This is a messenger RNA of Phycomyces blakesleeanus NRRL 1555(-), 219 nucleotides long. RefSeq lists its product as hypothetical. The record is from RefSeq and is a predicted model, not a curated record. Bases 1 to 219 code for a protein of 72 amino acids. NCBI's taxonomy places the organism in Eukaryota, Fungi, Mucoromycota, Mucoromycetes, Mucorales, Phycomycetaceae. The transcript has 2 exons.